AUGAUUAGUGUGAGCUGUGUGUGUGCUGUCAAGCAUGAGCUGUGUGUGUGUGAGUUGUGUUCCAACCAAAGUGAGUUGGAAAGGAAAUGGGUAGUUACUUUCUUUCCCUAUAAAUGUAAUGCUAAUGUAAGAGGAGAGGCAAGCCUUCUCACUCAAUAAUAUGUCUUUAUGAUUUCUGUGUUUAUUCAAUAUGGUAUCAGAGCGGGUCGAUCCCGCUCUGGUUUUUUCUUUCCUCAGUUGAGCUAUCAGAUAUAGCUCCACCAUUAUCACUCAUCAUCUACCAUAAUCAUAUAUCAACCUCUUUUUUUUUUUCUCAAACUUUAUUCACUGCUUGGCACACCCAUCACCACAUAUCGCCACCUUUCUCUGCCGUCCGCCGCCAUCCGCCGCUGUCCGCCGUCCGCCGCCGUCCGCCGCCGUCGGUCAACCCAGUUUCGUCCGGCGACCAGCAGAUCUGGAGCGCCUCUCCGAGCGACAGAUAACCCCGCCGGAAUCAGUCCAAGCGUCCUCUCCACGCGCCUCCACGCGCCACCUUUCCCCGGCUGAGCUUGGGCGCGUACUGUUCACGCGCCGCCGUGCCGACGUCGGAAUCACUUCGUGCUGCUUCCAAUCGACUCGCCGGACCUUCCUCUCUCUGUUCUGUCCCUCCAUAGCAGCCAUUACAGUCAUUUCUGAGUUGGGUAUACAAAAGGCUUCAUUUUCUCUUUCUCACUGCAUUGCUGCUUUCUUUUUUUUUAGAGUUCAGAUUAUAGACACCGUACAAUGGCAACUGGCAGCAUUAUCUCAUUGUCAGGAAGUCCCAAUAUCACUUCUGAAAAACUGAAUGGGAAAAAUUAUUUAUCUUGGUCCGCUGCUGUUGAAAUGUGGUUUCUUGGCCACGGAUGUUAUGAUCAUCUUGAGCAAGAUGGAACACACGUACCAGCUGAAAAAGCAGAUCAAUGGAAACAAGCAGAUUUCCAACUGUGUGCUUUGUUGUGGCAAUCCGUAGAACCACAAAUCUUCAUAUCCCUUAGAGCUUUCAAGACAUGUUACUCUUUUUGGAAGAAAGCUCAAAGCAUUUAUGCCAAUGACAUUCAACGUCUGUAUGACACGGCGAAUAAACUUGUAUCCCUUAAAAUGGAGAAUCAUGAUAUGGUAUCCUUUAUGGCUGAAGCCCAAUCCGCUACUGAAGAAUUGCGGAUGUUUUUAGAAGCAGGAUCUUCUGAAGAUAUCAAAACAAGGUUAGACAAGUAUUAUAUGGUAAUGAUUCUACGAGCUCUGCAUCCCGACCUUGCUCAUAUCCGAGAUCAACUUCUCACCAGUCAUGAAGUUCCCUCCAUGGAAUCCUUGACCACACGUCUUCUUCGGGUUCCGAUGCCACACCCUCAAGAAACUUUUGGGGCAGUAGAGCAAUCUGCCAUGAUUAUUGCCCGCGGAAGAGGACGCGGUACUAGAGGAGGAGGACGUGGAGGACGUGGAGGUCGAGGGCGAGGUCCGUGUACAUAUUGCAAAAGGAUGGGUCAUACCCAAGAGAAUUGCUACUUAUUGCAUGGUUUUCCUCCAAAAACCGCUAAUAUCUCUCAGUCUAACCCUUCAGAUUCAAAAUUUACUGAAGAUGAAUAUCAGGAGUACCUACGGUUAAAAUCCAAUAGUAUGGCACAAACAUCUUCAAGUACAGCGUGCAUUUCUCAAUCUCCCAAAGAUCAAACUUCAUGGGUAAUUGAUUCGGGUGCUUCUGAUCAUAUCUCCGGAGCGUGGGACAGGGAAACGGAUUGGAGAAGGAUAUGAAGCAGGAGGAUUAUACCAUUUUGGAUCUCAUCCCCAUGUGUCAUGUGUUGCAGCUCCUACUCCUAAACUAUUACACGAUCGGUUUGGUCAUCCUCAUUUACUAAAAUUAAAAAAAAUGUUCCCUGAACUUGGUAAUGUCAAUAGUUUAGAAUGUGAGUCAUGUCAACUUGGAAAACACGUUCGGUCUUCCUUUCCUAAAAGCUCACAAACAACGUGUGAUUCUAGUUUUUCCAUUAUCCAUUCUGAUAUUUGGGGACCUAGUCGUGUCUCGUCCUUUGGUUUUCGGUAUUUUGUUACUUGCAUUGAUGAAUAUUCAAGAUGUACUUGGGUUUAUCUUAUGAAAGAUCGUUCUGAAUUGUUAUCCAUCUUUACCUCCUUUUUAAAUGAAAUCAAAAAUCAAUUUGGCCAAGUUAUCAAAAUUCUAAGAAGUGACAAUGCCAAAGAAUACUUCUCUUCCAAUUUCUCUGCAGUUUUAAGCUCUCAUGGUAUACUACAUCAGUCUACUUGUCCUCAUACACCACAACAAAAUGGUAUAG
Vigna angularis (adzuki bean) is the source of this 2303-nucleotide messenger RNA. RefSeq lists its product as uncharacterized. Bases 763 to 1767 code for a protein of 334 amino acids. The transcript has 2 exons. NCBI's taxonomy places the organism in Eukaryota, Viridiplantae, Streptophyta, Magnoliopsida, Fabales, Fabaceae. Gene Ontology annotation, molecular function: nucleic acid binding; zinc ion binding. The record is from RefSeq and is a predicted model, not a curated record.